AACAAAUCAAACAAAACCAUGAAGUUCUUACUAUUUAUCGCUGGAGUUGUACUCCUUCAAGUGACUGGCAGUCAAAGUAACCCCCCACCUCCUCCAGAGUUUUCCGAAUGUGCCAAAGAAGCAGGAAUAUCGGAAGACAUGUUAAAACAUGGCCCUGAGGCCCAUAAAGGACUAUCGGAAUUCAAGUGCCUUACCGCAUGUAUGAUGAAGAAGAAGGGUGAGUUGGAAGCAGGUAAUAAUAUCAAUCUGGAUAAAUUAAAGGCAAAUCGGCCAGCCAACUUGGCAGAUAAAGCCGCUGAAAUGGAGAAAGCGGACCAAGAAUGCGCGGAGACAGCCAAAGGGACUGCGGAUGAGUGCGACUUUGCUAACGCAUUUAAGGAAUGUCUGCAUUCAAAGUUUCCUAUGGGAAUGAAAGGAGGCCAAUAAUGAGAGACGUUUGAUCCAGGAAAGAAAAAAGUGCAAAUGGUUUAUCUUCAGCAGAAUAAAGGUGUUUAAUUUAUUAAAUUAUCUCUCAAAUAAAUCUGCCUAAUUCGUUGUUAUGU
Molecule: messenger RNA, 542 nt
Organism: Belonocnema kinseyi
Lineage: Eukaryota; Metazoa; Arthropoda; Insecta; Hymenoptera; Cynipidae
Product: general odorant-binding protein 19d-like
Exons: 5
Coding region: 19-426 (135 amino acids)
Molecular function (GO): odorant binding
Source: RefSeq, a predicted model, not a curated record